UAAGACACAGUAGAAUGCUAGCAACCAGCCCAGAGCAAGGAACACAGAGAAGGAAUACAUGAUUAUUGAUUACACAAAAAAAGGAAAAUAUAUCUUCUUUAAUGACUCAGGGAAAGCCAGCCCAGGAAGACAUACAGCUUAUUUGCAGGAUGGGAGUUUGAAAGAAAGAGAGCUUGGCUCAAGUGUGACUAUUUCUUCAAAACAUAGCAACACCUUCUGUGGUCUUUUGGGAUGUCUCCUUAAACUGAAUGGAGUGGUCCUCUUUUGCUCCCUUCUUCAUAUUGCAAAAAGACUAAAUAUUUCUGAUUAAAGAAAUUUUAAAAAUGAAGGAAUUUCUGGUAUAAACAUAUGAACAGAAAGAAAAAGGUGCAGCCAAGGUCAUCUUGAUUUGUCAUUUUCUGUCUUACACAUUUACAGUAUACUCCAGAAAGUGAACAAAAUGACCGACCCUUCACUGGUUGAUCAAAUGACCAGAUUAAAACUCAGACUUUUGGAAAAGAAACUUGAAAAUGAGCGUGAAAAUAUGGAAGACAGAACAGAAACAGCCAUGUCGGCAAGAAGUUAUGACGGACAUGAGGAUACCCUUCAAAGUGCACUAAGAAAGAGGAAAGACUUACUACAGAGACUACGAGAGGAGCGUUUACUUGAUGAAAUUGCCCGCCCCCAUACCUGGGGAGGCACACGAAGGAAAUAUGUGGAGCCUGUUCAUCAAGUUGACCCAAUGCAUAUCUAUCACGUACCACCACCAGCACCUCCUCCACCACCUCCGCUACCACCACCACCUGAACCGCUACGCAUCAUACAGCAUACCAUGCCACAACAGCCUGCAACUAUAAUCCAGCAGCUACCACAACAGCAACCCCUUAUCACACAAAUCCCUCCUCCACAGCCUUUACAACCAAUCAGAUCGGGCAGUAUUAAGGAAGAUAUGGUGGAGCUUAUGUUGAUGCAGAAUGCUCAAAUGCACCAGAUUAUUAUGCACAACAUGAUGCUAAAAGCGCUGCCACCAAUGGCAUUCUCAGCAGCAAAAACUCAGAACCCACAGCAGGACUUGCAGACAGCAUCUCCAAUUCUGGUAAAAGCAGAAAAACCAAGACCUUCCUCAGUUCAUCAUCAUCAUCAUUAUGCUCCUCCAGGGAUCCAAUCCAAUGGUCCACCCAUUCCUCCAGUGGGCUAUCCUAUGUGGGCAUCUACAAUGCCAUCAAACCUUACAGGGCAACUUAACGGAUUCCCUCCAGCAAUACAUCAUAUGACCAAUCUUCCUCCAAUGAACACGGUACCUGUAGAUGAUUCAUUUCCCCGUGUACCACAAGGCCUAUGAGCUAUCUGUUGCCACACAGAUAAAGCACAACAAAGUGAGACGUUACAUUUGUACUGACUGUAACCAGAAAAGUGCCAUGCCUGAAUUACUUUCACUUGCCCUAAUCUUGCUUUUAGAUGCCAUGUUGAUCCAUCUAAUCAGCUAAUACACAGGCCUGGAGUUCCAACAGUAAAACUAAGACAUUUUAUUCCAAGCCAUAUGUAACAGAACCAAGUCUAACAGACAGAAAAAAUCAAUAAUAUGAUUCAGCAAUGGCAUUGUACAGCUGUGUUCUUGGGUUAAUGAACCUCUUUUUUUCUAAUCAGGAACAAGGAACUGAACAAUGCCAAAUUCUACUGGUGACUUAUCAAAACAGGUGUUUUCAUAGCUGAGGCUAUCAGAACAUCAAUUUAUUUAAUUAAUGAAUGUAUAUUUCCUAUGUGUAUUGAAAAAAAGCUGUAAUGCAAUUUAGGAUGUGAAUUACAAGAUUAACAUAUUGUCAUGUGGCAUAAUUUGGGGUAGAUGAAUUGCAGGACCACUGAAUAGGGCUGCCACCUUUUCAAAUGGCUAAAGUGGGACAUUUUUGGUACAAACAUCAGAUUUUACAGGCCGACACAU
Molecule: messenger RNA, 1918 nt
Organism: Protopterus annectens (West African lungfish)
Lineage: Eukaryota; Metazoa; Chordata; Ceratodontiformes; Protopteridae
Gene: CCHR2.PART0H21orf58
Product: chromosome chr2.part0 C21orf58 homolog
Exons: 9
Coding region: 440-1321 (293 amino acids)
Source: RefSeq, a predicted model, not a curated record